UUUUCUCUGCACCAGCUUGUGGCACAUCUUCUUCUUUGGAACCUACCACUUCCAUAUCCUCAUAACUAUGGCCAAGAAAGGCGCAAAGGCUACGCGCAAGUUUGCUGCCAGCGGUCAACUGAAAAAGCAAAUCCAGGCCAGACACAAGCACCAACAGCUCAAGAAGAAUAUCGAGAGGAGGAAGGGCGGAAAGGCUGGUCGUGGCGCUUCAGGUUACGGGAAGGGAAGGGGAGAAGAUGGUGAGGAAGAUGAUGGUGAUGAAGACAGGGACGCCAAAGGAAAGAGUAAAAAGGCGAAAAUGUCUGUGGACGACAUUCUUGGAGGUAGUUUUAUGGCCGAAGAUGAUGACGAGGAAGGAGGCAUUGACUCCGACUCCGAGAUGGACGAGGCCGAAGAUGAGGAAGGUGAAGAGGAUGACGAUGACGACCAGUCGUUCGCCUCGGUCGAUGCACUUGACGAGGAUGGCGCCACACAUUUGGACGAACUGUCAAAACUGGCCGAGAAGGACCCAGAGUUUUACAAGUAUCUUCAGGAAAAUGACCGCGAACUUCUAGACUUUGAUCCAAAUGCAGUUGAUCAAGACUCCGACGAGGAAGCUGAGGGAGAAGAUGCUGAUAUGGACGUAGAGGAGGAUAAGGCACCAGUGUUGACGAGCCAAAUCCUGAAAAAGUGGCAAAAGGCGUUGCUUGAGCAACGGUCAUUGCGUGCCCUGCGAAAACUCCUCAUCGCAUUCCGAGCUGCUGCUCACAUGAAUGAAGAGGAUCAAGUUCUCGCAUGGACGAUUGACUCCGCGUCAGUUUAUAGCAAGCUCAUCACUACUGCUCUACGUUAUACACCUAUAAUCUUGUCCCACCACGUUCCCUACAAAACAUUACCAAAUGGCAAGAUGAAAGCGCCAGCCCAAAGCCACAAACUCAAAACCCUCCAAAAGCUCAUUCUCUCCUACUUUCACAAUGUCAUGCACGUUAUCUCCCAGCUUUCAGAGCCUGAAAUGGUCAAGCUAGCGGUCACGGAAUCCUCCAAACUCUUGCCGUAUGUCGUCAGUAGUCGGAAGACGGUCAAGCUGUACUUGAGGUCAUGCUUGGAGCUUUGGUCGACAGCGGAAGAUACUGUGAGGAUCGCUGCUUUCCUCGCUAUCCGAAAACUUGCGUCUGCUACGGACGAGUCCAUCCUCGAUAUGGUCCUCAAGAGUACAUACUUGACCCUCAUCCGCUCAUCAAAGUCGACUGGUCCUCACACACUACCGAGCAUCAACCUCAUGAAAAAUUCCGCGUCUGAGAUAUUCUGCAUGGACCAUGGCGCAGCAUAUCAACACGCAUUUGGGUACAUCAGGCAGUUGGCCAUUCAUCUAAGAAAUAGCAUGAAGAUCAAGUCGAAGGAAUCUUUCAAGCAAGUGUACAACUGGCAAUUCGUCCACAGUAUCGACUUCUGGGCGCAUGUCCUUGCACGGGCUUGUGAUGUGCAGUCACUUACGGAGAGCCCUCUCAAGCCCCUGAUCUAUCCUUUGGUUCAGGUGGCCACCGGUGCCAUCAGGCUCAUGUCGAAUUCCCGCUGCUAUCCCUUCCACUUCCACCUCCUCCGUUCCCUGAUACACCUCUCUUCGCACACAAACACCUAUAUUCCGCUUGCUCCGCACCUCCUCCCCAUAUUGACUUCGCUCCUCGCGCCUUCCUCCACAAAACUCAAGUCAUCGACCCUCCGUCCAUUACCUUUUGAAACCACCAUCCGAGCGCCUCAACAAUACAUCCACACAAAAGUGUAUCAUGAAGGAUUGGCAGACGAAGCAACUUUCCUCUUAGCCGAAUGGCUCUGUUGUCCAGCCGUAGGCGGAAGUGUCGCCUUCCCGGAGGUCGUGGUACCGCUCACGGUCGUCUUGCGUAAAGCAUUGAAGGUAUCUCGGAAUAUGUCGUCUGCCGGAGGUCCAGGCGGUAAGGGCAAGAAGGGGGGGAACGCGAAGGAGGCGGGUAUCGUGAAGGGGUUGGUGGAAAGGAUAGAAGAGAACGCGAAGUGGGUGGAGAAGAAGAGGGAGGGAGUAUCUUUUGCGCCGAAUCAGACAGGUGAGGUGGAGGGGUGGGAAAGGGAUUUGAGGGAGAAGAUCGGCGAGGGGCCAUUAGGGAAGUAUUUGAAGGUGUUGACCAAGGCGAGAGAGAAGAGGGCGAAGUUGAUUGAGAAGGCGAGAGAGGGAGAGGACGAGAUACUCAACGAGUCGAACGACGACGAAGACGAGGAGGAGUAAUCGCUAUCAGCCACUGCACUGGCUCGGCGUAGAUCGCACGUUUGCUCGUUUUAGAUCAGGGGUUAGAACGUCUCAACGGUCCGAGUCAGUACUUCCGUUCC
Messenger RNA from Stereum hirsutum FP-91666 SS1, 2337 nucleotides. RefSeq names its product Noc2-domain-containing protein. The transcript has 12 exons. Gene Ontology annotation, biological process: ribosomal large subunit biogenesis. The record is from RefSeq and is a predicted model, not a curated record. NCBI's taxonomy places the organism in Eukaryota, Fungi, Basidiomycota, Agaricomycetes, Russulales, Stereaceae. Gene Ontology annotation, cellular component: Noc1p-Noc2p complex; nucleoplasm; nucleolus. The coding region runs from base 68 to 2236 and encodes 722 amino acids.